This is a messenger RNA of Xiphophorus maculatus (southern platyfish), 4575 nucleotides long. It is a transcript of the gene abraxas2, whose product is annotated as abraxas 2, BRISC complex subunit. NCBI's taxonomy places the organism in Eukaryota, Metazoa, Chordata, Actinopteri, Cyprinodontiformes, Poeciliidae. Gene Ontology annotation, biological process: attachment of spindle microtubules to kinetochore; mitotic spindle assembly; protein K63-linked deubiquitination. The record is from RefSeq and is a predicted model, not a curated record. Gene Ontology annotation, molecular function: microtubule binding; polyubiquitin modification-dependent protein binding. Gene Ontology annotation, cellular component: nucleus. The coding region runs from base 19 to 1371 and encodes 450 amino acids. The transcript has 9 exons.
GAUAGGGAUGUUUCCAUCAUGGCGGCAUCCAUUUCAGGCUACACUUUCAGUUCUGUGUGUUAUCACAGCGCUAACAGCAACUCAGAUCAUGAGGGCUUCCUAUUAGGAGAUGUAAGGCAGGAAGAGACUGUCAGCAUCAGUGAUGCACAGAUUAGCAGUUCAGAGCUGCUGCAAGUAGUAGAAAUUCAUAAUCAUGACCCAUGUGCACAUUUAUUUAGCUUUUACGACUACGCAGGUACAGUCAGUGAGGAAAAUCUCAACAGCAUUCUUAAAGAUAGGCGAAAAAAUGUCAUCGGUUGGUAUCGAUUCCGGAGAAAUACGCAGCAGCAGAUGUCGUUCAGGGAGCAGAUCAUCCACAAACAACUCACUCAGCUGCUCGGUGUGCCCGACCUCGUCUUCCUUCUUUUUAGCUUCAUCUCUACAGCCAACAGCUCCACGCACGCACUGGAGUAUGUGCUCUUCAGGCCGAACCGAAGUAGGUACAACCAGAGGAUUAUUCUCACGAUCCCGAAUCUCGGCAACACAAGCCAGCAGGAAUACAAACUCUCCUCAGUACCAAACACCUCACUCAACUAUGCCAAGGUCAUCAAAGAGCACGGCGCCGAGUUCUUCGACAAAGAUGGUGUAAUGAAGGAUAUCCGAACAAUAUUCCAAGUCUACAGUGCCCUACAAGACAAAGUGCAGGCUGUUUGUGGAGAGGUGGAGCAAAGUGAACGUGUUAGAGAAAAACUUCAAGACGAGGUGAACAAACUCAAACAACAGAUCGCUCUCAGGAAACGCUUAGCUGCAGAAGAGGAAAGAAGGCUCCGUGAGGACUCCCGCUCCCCGCCUGAAGAGAACACGGAACCCUGCGAGGCAUCCUCCAUUCUUUCCAGAAUAGCUUUUGACGCACCCUCGGCCCCGGAGCGACCCAGUACCUCACCAAACCCCCCAUCAUACACUGACCUCUUAUCCCAAGACGACAAUCUGCUCUCCUCCUCUUCCCCGCCGACCAGGGCUGCUCUGUUGCCUCGGCCCCAAGCUGUGGGCUCACCGGGUCACCCAUCCCCGGCCCCCGUCCAGACAGACCUGGGACUCGGUCUCAGGCAAGGCAUGGGCCUCGGUGCCAGUUUAAGUCCUGUUGGCACUCCCAGCACCCCGUACCUCGGCAACGGCGAUGGAUCAAGCUCUGAUUCUUUAGAUAGACAAGCUGCUGGGCAAGAGGAUGACGACGAGGAGGAUGAAGAUGAGGCAGACGAGGACAGUAGUGAAUACGAGAACUUAGUGAGCGAAGGGUCUCAUUUGCCUCUGGUCUCAGCCAGCGUUUUAGCUCAAGGCCGACCGGCUGCCCUCGGCCCCGAUGGCGACGCCCGCGACUCACAAAUGACAUAGAAACACGCUACGGGAGAGGGACACGAGUCAGCGACACGCCUGUUAACGGUGGGAAUCGGAAGCAAUCAAAGAUGAGCAAAUGUAGACAAAAGGAAGUGCCAGUCCUGAAAGAGAAAGGCAUACACACAUGGUUUCCCACUGGGUAGUUUGUCAUAUUUUAGGGGAAAUCUUGCAAGGCGUUGCAGAUAUGUCUCACUGGUGUAAAACUUGUCUGUUUUUUUUUUUUUUUGUUUUGUUUUUUUUAUAGAUAUAUAUAUAUAUAUUCUUGAGGCCAUUCAAGGUACUUAAAUGUGGACCUGUCUGAUUUCUGAGUCAGAUGUGGAUUCAACAAAGCAAUUUCUGCCAGCUGGUUGGCUAACUUGCUUGUGAUAAAACAGCUCUACACUCUCUCUACGUUUGUUUUUCUGCAUUCUUUGUGUCACGUUUGCAUCAAAGGCUGAAGCGUCGUUUUUUGCAUUACUUCUUGCACAAUUUAUUUUUUUAUUCCUUUUUUUUCUUUUUGAUCAAUCCCUUUAAGAAAGUAAAGGGACAUGUUCUGCUGCCUUUAAACAAUAUUAAACAAAGGCAAAUGAUUACUGACUUAUUUGACUCUGUUCUACAGCGUCCGAUGAUUAAAGCAAAUGGUUGCCUGUUUAAACGAUUAAUAGAUUUCAAGUCAACGUUACUCUGCCACUUCCAUAAUAGGUGCUUUAUAUUCAUAAUAUGUAUAUGUAUUGUCACAUUAACAAUUUCUCUACUUUGAGUGAGAAUAUUAGUGACUUGUCUCUAGGAUUACGUUCAUGUGUUUUGCUGCACUUAAAUCUUAAGAUUCCUUUUUAUUUUUGCUUUACCAAUGCUGACAUAUUGUGUCCUUUUUGACAGUUUCAGCUUUUUUUUCUUCUCUGUCUUUGUUUUGCAUUGUACAGGGUUCACGGGGCAAACACAGUGUACUGUAGCUUUACUAACAAAAUGCUUAAAGUUCCCUUUGCUGCUGCAACACAGAGAGAUAGCCACUAGUAAAAGUUGCUUCUAUCUGUUCGUUUUCAUAUAAAAACUUGGCUGCUACCUUCAUUUUUACCAUUCUGGUUGUCUCAAUACUACUGACCGUGCUCAUAUAACCACUUCCAACGCGCUUUAUUACUGGCACGUCUCUGUGAAAGCUGUAAUGAAAGGCCUCUGGAGUGUGUUGAUUUUGACAGUGGAAAUGAAUCUCUUUGCCUUCUUGUCUUUGCUUAGUUAACAGCAGCGCUAACGCAUUCUCAUCUGCUUGGGCCGACGUUGCGAGUGUGGACCUAGAUAAUGUGAUUUUGUUAUUAUUUUUUUCAUAAAAUAUCUUGACCCUGCUUUAGUAUACAGUGCCUUCCACUCUGGGCAGUCUGUGUCUGUUCUCAGAAUCAAGAUUUUAGUAGAGCAGUGAAAGUAGAUAAACAUCUUCUGUCUUUUCCAUUAUCAGCUUUCAGAGGUUUUUUUUUUUUUUUUAACUUUAAGGUACUGCAACUAUUUCUUCACUACCUAAAUAUUUUCCAUGUAAUAGGCAUGGGCCAGUUUAAUUUCAAUAAAAAAAUACUAUGGUAUCAAUUUAUUUCAACAAAGAUUUAAAACAAAUAAUCUAAAUCAAUUCAUUAACAAAGCAAAGGCAAUAAUUUUUACUGCUACUGAAAUAAUCUUCCUAUGUUGACUAUUACAGGUAUAAUAACACUUUCUGAAACCUUUAUUUUAAUUUGGUACAUGGACUUCUAUGCUACUCCUUUUGUGACAGUGCCAUGAUUUAUGCGUUUGUGCUGUGUGUGCUUUUCGUAAUGGAGAAUGGUUACAAAUAGCUUAAUUUGUUUGGCAAGGGAAAAGUGCUGUAGUUUCUUUCAGGAAGCUGGCUGGCAAUGCACAGUAAAAGAGGAGAAUGUCACCCUGAGCCCUUCUGUGCUCUGCACAGCAAAGCUUUAAGAGUUUAGUUUAUUAGGUCAGUAAUUCUCAAAGUAUGAUAACCUUGAGUAAAGAGCUGUUUCCAAAAUGUGACUUUAUGAAAACUGGAAAUAUUAACAGAUUGGAUGUUAUUCUUGGCGCUAAGAGAUCUCUGAAAACUGCCAUUUUCUUUCACAUAGUAUUGAAAAGAUUAAACUGGAAAAUGUUGUAGAAUACAAUUCAUAUAUAGGUAAAUGGCCCAUGCCUAUUGUCUACCUGCAUCUCGAGUUUAUUUGUCUUGCUGUCUGGAAUAACUUCUGUAUCUUAAAAGUUGCAAUGUUGGUUUGGCUGCCUAAUUGCUUGAAACUGGAAAUGCAGCCAAGGCCAAUGAACUGGGAAGCCUUCAAGAAAAAGUUGAUGACUGACAUUUAGAUCAAUGCGUUUGCAGAUGGCGCCCACAGGAGCGGUGGAUAACUGGGUUGUGGAAAAACCUUUUGCAUGAACCGGUGACUUCUAGACACUGUUAAAUUUAGCAUGGACAUAGCUUGCACUGCACCGGAUAUAUUUUGUGGAGGGGAGAGGUUUUGUCUUGUGAACAAGCUUGGCUUUAUUUAGACACUCGGUUUGUAUGUCAUUUUUUUUCUUGUGUGUUUUUUGUUUUAUUUUGUUUUCCCUUGCCCUGAUGUGUAAUGCCAAUGCAUCACUGACCAGGAACUGGCACUCAAAAUGACCUAGAGUAACAAUUGUGCAAAGAAAAAUGAAAUGACUUAAAUGAGCUUUUGAGGAGUGCAAUUUCCUUGGAAACCUGAAUUAAGGAAAUAAAUAAUGAAUGUAUAUUAGACAGUAGUGGAUAACAUAUAAACAGCACUUACUGUACUGUAUAAGCUUGUCUCAGAUGAGUGAUGUGAAGGUAUAGAGCAGCAUUUCUCAGAGAUUGUCCUCUUAUAAUCUUUGUUCUUCACACCUUCUGAUAAAUGUUUUGUGGGCAUUGGCCCGGGUGAAAACUUUGCAGCUCCUUGGUGCAGAAGAUUGACCAUAUGUGAGAAUCUACACUGUUUAGAUCGAUAUGUUUUCAAGUUGCAGCAUAAUCCAAAUGUAUACUCACGUACUCUCACUGUACGAGGUGACCUUUUGCUUCCUCUGUGGAGAGGACCGUAACAUAAUCACCUCACCUUAAAGCACAAAGUUCAGUGCACACACCUUAGAUCUUCUGGAAUUUUAUCUGGAUUUGUGUAUAUGAUGAAAGUUGACCAAGGACUUGUUUGGUUAAGCACAGAGAACGAGGUGGAUAAACCGAGGGAUAAUAAAUGAGACGUUCAUAUGUGA